Messenger RNA from Arachis stenosperma, 2257 nucleotides. RefSeq names its product basic helix-loop-helix protein A. Lineage: Eukaryota; Viridiplantae; Streptophyta; Magnoliopsida; Fabales; Fabaceae. Bases 176 to 2257 code for a protein of 693 amino acids. The transcript is spliced from 9 exons. The record is from RefSeq and is a predicted model, not a curated record. Gene Ontology annotation, molecular function: protein dimerization activity.
CAUGCUAAUUCUUGAACAGUUUCCGUAUCCACCUCAAAGUCAUGCACCUUUUUUAAACAUAUUCUCUCUUUCUUCAUCUCAUCACCACUCACACAUAUAUCUUCAUGCCUCUACUUUACUUCAUAAAGGGUGGUAGGGUGCAAAAUCUUUGUUGGGAAUUAAGAGUUAUUUAUAAAUGGCUGCGUCAGUGGGUGGAAGUAGGCUUCAAAGCAUGUUGCAAGCUGCAGUUCAAUCUGUUCAAUGGACCUACAGCCUCUUCUGGCAACUUUGUCCACAACAAAUGAUUUUGGUUUGGGGCGAUGGUUACUACAAUGGAGCAAUUAAGACAAGGAAGACAGUGCAACCAAUGGAGGUUAGUGCUGAGGAGGCAUCUCUCCAAAGAAGCCAACAGCUCAGGGAACUCUAUGACUCCUUGUCCGCCGGAGAGACCAACCCGCCUACUCGCCGCCCUUGCGCCGCCUUGUCGCCGGAGGACCUAACGGAAUCCGAAUGGUUCUAUUUGAUGUGUGUCUCAUUCUCAUUUCCUCCUGCUGUUGGGUUGCCAGGAAAGGCAUAUGCUAGGAGGCAACAUGUAUGGCUCACAGGUGCAAACGAGGUGGACAGCAAAACCUUUACCAGAGCUAUUCUAGCCAAGAGUGCUCGUAUACAGACCGUGGUGUGCAUUCCUCUAUUGGACGGUGUCGUUGAGUUUGGCACAAUAGAUAAGGUUCAAGAAGAUAUUAAGUUUAUCCAACACGUGAAGAGUUUUUUCAUAGAACACCACCACGCCUCCGUCCAUCCUCCGCCGCCGCCAAAGCCAGCCCUCUCAGAGCACUCCACCUCCAAUCCUGCAUCCUCAUCUGACUGCCUCAUUUAUACCGUAACGGACCCACCAUUUCCUCCGCCUAACCUUACCAAUGAAGACAAUAUGGAAGAAGACCAAGACAAUGAGGAAGAAGAAGAAGAAGAGGAGGACGAGGAUGAUGAAGAAGAAGAACCCAUAUUGGACUCUGAAGAUGAAAAGAGACGAAAUAAUAAUAAUGUUUCAGGUGGAAUUACAGAACCAAGUGAGUUGAUGCAAUUAGAAAUGUCUGAAGAUAUUAGAGUUGGAUCACCUAAUGACGGAUCAAAUAAUCUUGAUUCCAAUUUUCAUUUACUAGCCGUUACCGAAGCAGAUAAUCAGUCGGGUCAAGUCGACUCUUAUCGAGUUGACCCGACUCAAAGAUGGGAUCCAAUUCAAAGCCCUUUGGAUCAGCUCCAAGUUCAACUACCAGUCUUUUCACCUAUAGAAGAUCAAAUAUUGACACAAGAAGAUGAUCACUAUUCUCAAACUGUAUCAAGCAUCCUCCAAAACCAAUCAACCCGUUGGGCUGACUCUCCUUCAAUAGCAUGCUACGUCACUUGCUCCAACCAAUCAGCAUUCGCCAAGUGGACAUCCCUCGUCGCCGACGAACAUCUCCACGCCGCCACGGCCGACGGCUCCUCCCAAUGGCUACUAAAAUACAUCUUAUUUACCGUGCCCUACCUACACUCCAACAAAAACAAUGAAGAAAACAAUAGUUCUCCAAAUAACACAAACCCUACCAGCUCAGCCGGUCCGUCGGACCGGCUGCGCGGAGGGGGAAAAGGCAGUGGCACUCCGCAGGACGAGCUGAGUGCAAACCACGUCCUGGCGGAGCGCCGCCGCCGUGAGAAGCUAAAUGAGAGAUUCAUCAUCCUAAGAUCACUUGUCCCAUUUGUUACCAAAAUGGACAAAGCUUCAAUUUUAGGUGACACAAUUGAAUAUGUGAAACAACUUAGAAGGAAGAUCCAAGACUUAGAGGCACGUAUCCGACAAAUGGAAGCUGAACAACAACGUUCGAGGACACCAUCAACAACAAUUGAAGUUCACCAUUGUGGCUCCUCCAACAAGGAGCAACAACAACACACGGUUGUGGUAGGGCAUGAGAAGAGGAAGGUGAGGAUUGUGGAGGGGACGAAGACCGCAACCAAGGUGGUGGCGGCGGCGGCCACAGAGGCAUCGGUGCAGGUUUCGAUUAUAGAGAGUGAUGCAUUGUUGGAGUUGGAGUGUAGUCAUAGGGAAGGGUUACUACUUGAUGUGAUGUUGGUGUUAAGAGAGAUGAAGAUUGAGGUUAUUGGGGUUCAAUCCUCACUCAACAAUGGAGUUUUUGUGGCUGAAUUGAGGGCCAAGGUUAAGGACAAUAAUUGUGGGAAGAAGGUUAGCAUUGUGGAAGUCAAGAGGGCAUUAAAUCAGGUUAUACCCCAUACUGGUGAUUAA